AAAACAUUACACUAACAUUCCCUCAACCUAUUAGUCCUGUGAGCAUCUCUGCUACUCGAGCCAAUUUAUUUGAAAGUUCAAAACUAUUCUUUAUUCUGUUUAGUUUUGUGAGUUUGUAUAUAGUUAGCUGACAGAAAUCCUCAGAAUGGAUGAAAUCAGAGCUUGUUUGCCCAUCCAUCAUCUGAUUUUGUGUGAAAUCUGUCCAAAACUCCUCCGUCCCCCAGCCUGUGACCUGCAAGCCGAUUGAAUUCAGCUAUCUUGAAGGACAUCUCAAUUCUCUAAUUGCGCUGCAAGGAGAUGAGGAAUGAGGAGGAGCAAGGAAGCUUUCUGAGGAGUAAUGAGCGAGGACACAGGUGUAUCUUCCCUCACAUCCUAAGGGGGUGGAGCUAAGACACAAGGAAAGGAAAUGAGGAAAGGAAAAGAGGAUUCACAAAUAAGAAAUGUGAAGCAACUAUCCAUUUCUUGGGGAUGUUUCUAUCUCAUUUCCUCAUUCUGUGCAGUCAGUGGGUCACAUGUUGUCUGUAGUGGUUUAACAGUCAGAGAGAGGGAUUAAAUGUUUUUGAUUUUUUUAAUUGUACUAAAUAAAUGUGAAAAUGGCAGACCUGAUUUAUAGCUUAUAGCAACUACGUCCAGGGGUUACAAGUUCAGUACAAAGUUUCUUCAUUGCAGUAAACAACUGCACUUUGAAGUGUGUUUUUGAAGUCUGUCCCGUGACAGUGCAACUUUCACACAGCUUUUACAAACCUCAGUUAUUUUUUUUUUUGUUUGUUUUGUUUAGUUUUAGUUUUGUUUUUUAAAGGUCACUGCAGUGCGCAUGUCUCUUUCAGACCAGAAUUCAGGAGAUGCGCUUCUCAUUUAAACAUUUCAAAUAGGCUAGAUUUCCUAUAACCAUGAAAUAGUACACAUAAGGCUUUCAGUCAUGUACAUGAGUGUCACGAUGAAGAUCUUCGCUCUGCUCUGUGUUUUUCUUCUUUAUGGGACUUUGCCUUCAAUUCAAGCAGAGAAACACUCGCUGUAUUACAUUUACACGGGCUUGUCUAAACCUGUGAAUCUGCCGGGCAUCUAUGAAUUCUCUGCUAUGGGUCUGCUGGACGACACACAGAUCGACUAUUACAAUAGUAAAGAAAAGAGAAAGAUUCCCAAACAACAGUGGAUGAAAGAGAAAAUGCAGGAGGAUUACUGGGAAAAAGGCACUCAGUCCAGAAAGAGUAAAGAACAGUGGUUUAAUGUGAACAUCCACAUUAUCAUAGACCGCAUGAGACACGAUGAUUCAGAUCUUCAUGUUCUUCAGUGGAGACACGGUUGUGAAGUUGAGCAGCAGGGAGAUCAAGUGAAGUUUCUCAAAGGCAUUUCUGAGUAUGGCUAUGAUGGAGAAAACUUCUUGUCUUUUGAUGAUGAAGAGUCUCAAUGGGUCGCCUUUAUUGAUGCAGCUCUACCAACCAAGAGAAAAUGGGACAAUGUGCCAAUCCUAAACCAAUACACCAAAGGAUACCUGGAGAAAGAGUGUGUGGACUGGCUCAACAAAUUCAGAGAAUAUGGAGACGAGAAGCUCAGAAAUGGCUUGUUUUCAGCUCCUCCAAAGGUUUAUGUGUUUCUAAGGAAGAAUUCCAAUGACAAAAGCAAGCUGAAACUCACCUGUAUGGUCACUGGCUUCUACCCCAAAGACGUGAUGUUGACCAUUAGGAAAUAUCGCACAUCUCUGCCUAAAGAUGUGAUUGAAUCCACAGGAAUCAGACCAAAUCAUGAUGGGUCCUUCCAGAUGAGGAAGAGUGUGGAGAUCAAGAAGGAGGAAAAAGAUGAAUAUGAUUGUUUUGUGACCCACAAGAGCAUCAAAGAACCAAUUAUCGCCAAAUUAGGUCAAGCUAUUGAAUCAUCGAAUGCCAAUGCAGCUGAUGCUGAAGAAUCUUUGCUCAAGAAAGAAUCUGAUGAGAGACACUCGCUGUAUUACAUUUACACAGGCUUGUCUAAACCUGUGGAUCUGCCGGGCAUCUAUGAAUUCACUGCUAUGGGUCUGCUGGACGACACACAGAUCGACUAUUACAAUAGUGAAGAAAAGAGAAAGAUUCCCAACAACAGCUGGAUGAAAGAGAAAAUGCAGGAGGAUUACUGGGAAAAAGGCACUCAGUCCAGAAAGAGUAAAGAACAGUGGUUUAAUGUGAACGUCCAGAUUCUGAUGAACCGCAUGAGACACGAUGAUUCAGAUCUUCAUGUUCUUCAGUGGAGAGUUGGUUGUGAAGUUGAGCAGCAGGGAGAUGAAGUGAAGUUUCUCAAAGGCAUUAAUGAGUAUGGCUAUGAUGGAGAGGACUUCUUGUCUUUUGAUAUUAAAGAGUCUCAAUGGGUCGCUCCAGUUGAUGCAGCUCUACAAACCAAGAGAAAAUGGGACAAUGUGCCGAUCCUAAACCAAUACACCAAAGGAUACCUGGAGAAAGAGUGUGUGGACUGGCUCAACAAAUACAGAGAAUAUGGAGACGAGGAGCUCAGAAACGGCUCUCCUCCAGAUGUCCGUGUGUUUGUGAGAAAAUCCAUUUACAAAACCAAGCUGAAACUCACCUGUAUGGCCACUGGUUUUUACCCCAAAGACGUGAUGAUGUUCAUUAGGAAGUAUCGCACAUCUCUGCCUGAAGAUGAGAUUGAAUCCACAGGAAUCAGACCAAACCAUGAUGGAACCUUCCAGAUGAGGAAGAGUGUGGAGAUCAAGAAGGAUGAUGAAGCAGGAUAUGAUUGUUUUGUGACCCACAGUUCCCUCAAAGAACCAAUUAUCAUCAAACUAGGACAAGCUACUGAACCACUGAAUGCAAGUGCAACUGAUGCUGAAGAACCUUUCCUUGAGAAAGAAACUGAUGGACAAGAGAGAUCUGGAGAAUCACCAGACAUCAGGGCGACUGUUUUCAUAGUUUAUAUCUCUGUCAUAUUUCAUUUUAUCUGGAUAUUUUGAAGCACUUUGCUCAAGAAACUAACAUCUUAGACUAAGUGCCCAAAGAAAGAUCUUUUUAUUUGAAGAGAGCUGAUUUUCCAGACUCAAAUUGAAUUUUAUGAAAUUUAGCUAUUAAAAAAAUGCUAUUAAUCAAA
Ctenopharyngodon idella (grass carp) is the source of this 3069-nucleotide messenger RNA. Its product is annotated as zinc-alpha-2-glycoprotein-like. Gene Ontology annotation, cellular component: external side of plasma membrane. The coding region runs from base 920 to 2935 and encodes 671 amino acids. The record is from RefSeq and is a predicted model, not a curated record. NCBI's taxonomy places the organism in Eukaryota, Metazoa, Chordata, Actinopteri, Cypriniformes, Xenocyprididae. The transcript has 10 exons. Gene Ontology annotation, biological process: immune response.